GCGCGUAGUAUCCGCGAUGCCCACCAGAAUAAUGGGAACAUUCGCAAUCUAUCAAUCUGCCACCAUAAAAAGACAAACUGGCUGCUGGGUAGAGAGAUCUCCGUUUUCGUCUCUUUUCUCCCUCAAACGGACAGCCUCGUUGAUUAUUUGCACUCUAUAAAGAACCUCUUUGGCAGACAACAGUCAUGUAACCGUCCCAAUGUAUCCUCCACUGGACUAUUUCGAGCACCGUCGAGCCUGCGUGAUCAAGCAGCGCCAGCGCGAUGCUCGUUUCGAAUCCCUCCCAGACUCUUACAAAGGCCCCUUGACCUCCAAACAACGGUCCAUCCUCAACGCGCCCAUUGCCUCGCUUGUGGGCGACGUACACAAUGGCACACUCUCCCCGAUCGACAUCCUCCGCACCUAUGGCAAGACCGCAGCUAUCGCCCAAGAACGCACGAACUGCGUGACCGAACUCCUCCUCCCCGAAGCCGAGUCAUGGGCCAAAGGCGGUGACGUGAAUCUACAAGGUUCGCUCGCCGGCAUUCCCGUAUCGCUCAAGGACAGUAUCGCAGUCGCAGGCUUUGACGUGUCAGUAGGAUACUCACGGCACGUCUUCAAGCCAUACCAAGAAGAUGGGAUUAUGGUCAAGCUGCUCAAGCGAGCAGGCGCGAUCCCACACGUCAAGACAGCUCUGCCCAUAACUUUAUUGUCUUUCGAAUCGACAAACGACCUCUGGGGCGUGGCCAAAAACCCGCACAACCCAAAAUACUCGCCUGGCGGCAGCACAGGCGGUGAAGGCGCGCUACUCGCCCUGAAUGGGUCGCGCAUAGGAAUAGGCUCAGACGUCGCAGGCUCCGUACGAGCACCCGCCGCAUGGUCCGGCAUCAACUCCCUGCGCUGCAGUACGGGCCGCUGGCCCAAGAUGGGCAUGAACACAUCCAUGCCAGGCCAAGAGGGCAUCCCAUCUGUCUUCUCGCCCAUGGCCCGCACGCUCGACGACCUCACAUACUUCACCAAGUCAUUCAUCCAGAUGAAACCAUGGGAAGUGGACUACACAGUCCACCCUCUCCCCUGGCGGCAGGAAGUGUACGCCGCCGCCGCGAGCUCCAACAAGCUACGCGUAGGCCUCAUGACUACCGACGGCGUAGUACAGCCCUCCCCAGCAAUCGCUAGAGGUUUAUACACCACGGCCGACGCCUUGAGGUCCGCGGGCCACGAAGUCGUCGAGAUUCCCGUCUCCAAGUUCCCACCCACCGCAACACCCCUGCAGGGCCUACAAAUCGCUUCAGUCCUGCUCUGUGCCGACGGCGGCAAAACAUACAAAUCCUUCUUCAGGACCGGCGAAUGGAAUGACCGCGGCGCCGCCCAAAUCGCCUUCUACAUGUCCCUCCCAAAACCCAUAAAAUACCUCUGGUACCUGUGGACGCAGUAUGUUAAACGCGACACAGUCUGGGCAAGCUUACUGCGGUACUUCCACCCGCUCAGCGCCGCUGAGAACUGGACAUGGGUCGCCAAACGCGAGUCCUUCCGGUCAACCUGGUUCGACUGGUGGGAAAAGCCAGCCCAGAACUUCGACUUCAUAUUGUGUCCUGGCAAUGCGACACCCGCAUUGCCUCAUGGCGCGAUGCACGACGCCGUCUCCAGCUGCGGAUAUACAUUCCUGUGGAACCUACUUGAUUAUACUGCGGGUAUUGUCCCCGUGACUAAAGUCGACGCGCACAAGGAUCGGCUGAACAACACGUUCCGCGCGGCGAAUGGCGUCGAGCGCGGCGCGUAUAAACACUACGACAGCGUUAAGAUGGCGGGCCUGCCUUGCGCGGUGCAGGUUGUGGGCCGUCGGCUGACCGAGGAGAAAGUCCUGGGGUACAUGAAGGUCGUGGAGGACACUCUAAGAGAUGCAGGUACGGUCUACGAGCACCUUGAUGUCGAAGCGUUGCCGGAACUACACGAUAUUGAGAAGCAGGAGAGCAAAGUCCCUGUUGAGCCUGAGAAGAUUUGGUAGUGGGAGAGUAUUUCGUGCGGAUGGCAUGGCAGACAUGACCUUAUCACCAGGGGGUUAUUCUGCACGAACACGAACACGACUGGCUUGACGGGGACUGAGCACUGGUGUUGAUGAUUGCAAGAGCAUCUGGAAGGUGACUUGGUUGAAUAUACCUGCUCCCGGCCGAGGACCGACACCUACUAGUAGAGCGUAUACAUACACCUGUUCUCAAAG
Messenger RNA from Exophiala viscosa, 2197 nucleotides. RefSeq names its product amidase signature domain-containing protein. Lineage: Eukaryota; Fungi; Ascomycota; Eurotiomycetes; Chaetothyriales; Herpotrichiellaceae. The transcript is spliced from 2 exons. The coding region runs from base 200 to 1984 and encodes 594 amino acids. The record is from RefSeq and is a predicted model, not a curated record.